CAUAGUAUAUGAAUAUGAUGGUUCCCAGCAGCUGAGCUCACGUCGCCAAUGGCUUUCUUCGCCGCCCUCUCCAUUCUGCCGCCCUUGUUUUCUACUCUUUCAACCCCCUUUAAACCCUCUUCCUUUUUUCUGCUGAGUAUUCCCUCCUCCGUCAGGUCUAUGAGGUCAUCAGUGGUCGCUAUGGCUCCCGAUGAAGAGAAGAUGACCCGCCGUUCGCCCCUCGAUUUCCCCAUCGAGUGGGACAGGCCGAAGCCAGGAAGGAGACCAGAUAUAUUUCCUCAGUUCAGUCCCAUGAAGACUCCACUACCCCCACCAAUGCCUGCUGAUCCUCCUGAAGAAGACGAAGAAGAUGAAGAAGAGAAAAAAGAGGAAGAGGAGGAGAACGAGGAGGAGAAUCCGGACAAGGAAGACAAGUGAUAUGUUCUACUACUACUCUUGCACUUGAAGAAUGACUCUUUUCUGGUGCAGAUUAUAUUUGAGCGACGACGAUGAUUGGUUUCUGAGGGUAGAAGACAUCGGAAUGUAAAGUUGUGUUUGUAGGGUAUGCUUGUCAUCCUGUGUGUUUACGUCUAUGUAUCUCUAUAAAACACAUUAUAUUCUUCUUGUUACAGUAGAAGAUAUGUGCUUUUAUUUGA
Messenger RNA from Salvia splendens (bonfire salvia), 635 nucleotides. Its product is annotated as RNA-binding region-containing protein 3-like. The record is from RefSeq and is a predicted model, not a curated record. The coding region runs from base 49 to 417 and encodes 122 amino acids. Lineage: Eukaryota; Viridiplantae; Streptophyta; Magnoliopsida; Lamiales; Lamiaceae. The transcript is spliced from 2 exons.